GAGCAGUGGAGAUCCGUGAUCUGGUCUGACGAAUCGCGAUUCCGGAUGAACGGCAACGAUGGCUGUAUCCGCGUUAUCCGAAAAGCCAACGAGAGAUACCUGGAGUAGCAUAUGCUCGAAACCCACAAGUAUGGAAAAGGCUCCAUCAUGGUUUGGGGAUGCUUUUGGGAAGGCGGACUUGGUCCUUUGGUGACCCUUACUGGCAAUGUCGAUCAAGUCAAGUAUGUCGAUUGCCUAACCAACAGGUUUCUUUCCUGGUACCAGGAUCUCACCGAGAGCACUGGUAAGGACUUUAUUUUCCAAGACAACAGCGCUCGGUGCCAUACCCGUGGUUACCGCACGGUAUAAGAAAAAGAGAUGCGAUGUCAGGAGCUUCGAUUUUUGGCCAGCACAAAGCAAUCGCACAAUCAGUUUGCAAAAUUGCGUCAGAUAUUACAAAAGGAGACGAUAUUCCAAGAUGAUUUUGGAGCGUGCCCGCAGGUAAUGGUAAAUUCAUCUGAUAAAGACAUUUUCUGAUCUUCAUUCUUCAUUAGAUACAUAGAGGACGGGUAUGAAUAUACCGGACGCCAUCACAAAAAAUAUCGCUUCAAGGAACCAAGUCCAGAGAGUCGCUCGCCCAUGGAGGAAGCUCCGGAUCUGACAUCUGCUGCUUGAUAGUUUCAUCGC
Radiomyces spectabilis is the source of this 666-nucleotide messenger RNA. RefSeq lists its product as uncharacterized. Lineage: Eukaryota; Fungi; Mucoromycota; Mucoromycetes; Mucorales; Radiomycetaceae. The record is from RefSeq and is a predicted model, not a curated record. Gene Ontology annotation, molecular function: nucleic acid binding. The transcript has a single exon. Bases 112 to 348 code for a protein of 78 amino acids.